This is a messenger RNA of Gorilla gorilla gorilla (western lowland gorilla), 5145 nucleotides long. RefSeq names its product centrosomal protein 44 (gene CEP44). Gene Ontology annotation, biological process: centriole replication; centriole-centriole cohesion. The record is from RefSeq and is a predicted model, not a curated record. The coding region runs from base 2161 to 3360 and encodes 399 amino acids. The transcript is spliced from 11 exons. Gene Ontology annotation, cellular component: spindle pole; centrosome. NCBI's taxonomy places the organism in Eukaryota, Metazoa, Chordata, Mammalia, Primates, Hominidae.
UUAGAAUGUUUUUAGUCUUCUUAAAUUUGUUAAGACUUGUUUUGUGACCUAGGCUGUGAUCAGUUAUAGAGAAUGUUUCAUGUCCUUUUGAGAAGAAUGAUUAUUUUGCUAUGGUUGAGUCUCAUGUUCUGUAUAUGCAUGUUAGGUCUUUGGUCUAUAGUGUUGUAUAGUUUGCAAUUUACUUGUUGGUAUUCUGUCCGGAUGACCAGUACAUUAUAGACAGUGACGUAUCAAAGUCUCCUUCUGUAUUGUAUUGAUAUCUAUUUUCUUCCUCCAAUUCUAUCAAUAUUUGCUGUUGGCAUUCUGUCUGGAUGACCUGUACAUUAUAGAGAGUGAUGUAUCCAAGUCUCCUUCUAUAUUGUAUUGAUAUCUAUUUCUUCCUUCAAAUCUGUCAAUGUUCACUGUAUAUUUUAAGGUGCUUUGAUGUUGGGUGCAUAUGUAUUUUUAGUUGUUGUAUCUUUCCAUUGAAUUGACCCUUUUACUAUUAUAUAAUGCCUUAUUUGUCUCUUUUGACAGUUGUCGACUUAAAGUCUAUUUUGUCUGAUAUAGAUAGCCACCCUGCUCUCUUUUGGUUAUAGUUUGCAUGGAAUAUCUUUCUCAAUCCCUUCACUUUUAGCCUACGUGUGUCCUUAAAUGUUAGAGUCUCUUGUAGAUAGCGUAUAGUUGAGUGUUGUUUUUAUUAUCCAUUUCAGCCAUUCCAUGUCUACUGAGAGCCCUUAAUUAUUAAAAAUUUAAAGUAAUAAUGUUUAAUAAUUAAGUACUUAAUUGUUUCCAUUUUAUUCAUUGUUUUCUAUUUGCUUUCUGUUUCUCCUGUUUUUCUCUUGUUUGUUGUCUUUGUGAUUUGAUGAUUGUAGUAGAAUGCUUUGAUUUUUUUCUUUUUUUUGUUUAUUUACUAUACUUUUUAUUUUGGUUACUAUGGGGUUUGCAUCAAAUAUUAUGUAGUCAUAGCAGGCUUUUUAAAGCUAGUAACAACUUCAUUCAUAUUCAGAAUCUCUACACUCCUCCCCCCUCUUCCUCACCAAUGUAUGUAAUUGAUUUCAGAUUUUACUUCUUUCUAUAUUGUUUCUAUUAACAAAUUUCUGUGGUUGUUGUAGUUACUCAUACUAUUUUUGUCUUUUAAUUUAUAUACUAGUGUUCAAUGAGAUUUACGUGCCACAAAUUUCAGUAUUGCAAUAUUCUGUGUUUGUUUUCAUGUUUGCUUUUAGCAGUGAGAUGUAUACUUUCAUAUGCUUUCAUACUGUUGGUUUAGUAUCUUUUCAGUUAACUUGAAGAUCUCCUGUUAGCAUUUCUUGUUAGGGCAUGUCUAAAAGUGACAAACUCCCUGAGUUUUUUAAUCUGAGGAAGUUUUCAUGUUUUCUUUAUUCUUUAUUCUUUUAUCUUUUUCUUUUAUUUUUAUUUUUAUUUUUUUUCCCCAGGUCUGGCUCUGUUGCCCAGGCUGGAGUGCAGUGACAUGAUCUCAGCUCAUUGCAACCUCAACCUCCUGGGCUCAAGUCAGCCUCCCACCACAGCCUCCCAGGUAGCUGGGACUAGAGGCAUGCACCACCAUGACUGGCUAAUUUUUGUAUUUUUUGUAGAGACAAGAUUUCACCAUGUUUGCCAGGGUGGUCUUGAACUCCUGAGCUCAAGCAAUCUGCCUGCCCUCAGCCUCCUCAAGUGCUGGGAUUACAGGUGUGAGCCACCAUGCCUGGCUAUUUCCUUCAUUCCUGAAGACAGUUUUUUCAGGUAAUUGUUUUCAGUUGGCAGGUUUCUUUUUUUACUUUCAGUAUGUUGAAUAUGUCAUUCCCUCUCUCCUGGCCUGCAAGUGUUCUGCUGAGAAAUUCACCAAUACCUUUAUGGAGGCUCUGUUAUAUGAAAUAAGUUACUUUUCUGUCGCUGCUGUCAAAAUUUUUUCUCUGUCUUUGAAUUUUGACAAAUUCAUUAUGGUGUCUAUUGGUACAGACCUCUUUGGCUUCAACCUAUUUGGGAACUUUUGGGCUUCGUGAGUCUGGAUGUCCAUUUUCCUCCCUAGAUUUGAAGCAUCAAGUGCACCUGAUUUGUGAACCUAUCUUGCUUCAGUUGGUUUCCUCCUAAAUAUUAGGCAGAUGGGAUUGGCCAGUCUGUGCUCUGCUAGGUGAAAAAUUAGACUAUUUCAAGAAUUGGAGCUGAAUCUGGUGUUAAGUAAUGGCAACAGGUGACUUAAAAAGAAGCUUACGGAACCUAGAACAGGUGCUCCGCUUGCUAAAUUAUCCUGAAGAGGUGGACUGUGUAGGUUUGAUAAAGGGAGACCCAGCAGCAUCUUUGCCCAUCAUCAGCUAUUCUUUUACCUCAUACUCACCUUAUGUAACAGAACUUAUAAUGGAAUCCAAUGUAGAGCUCAUAGCAAAAAAUGACUUGCGCUUUAUAGAUGCUGUCUAUAAGCUUCUUCGUGAUCAAUUUAAUUAUAAACCAAUUUUGACAAAAAAGCAGUUUAUCCAAUGUGGGUUUGCAGAAUGGAAAAUCCAAAUUGUUUGUGAUAUUUUGAAUUGUGUGAUGAAAAAGCACAAGGAAUUAAGCAGUCUUCAGAAGAUUCCAUCACAACAAAGAAAGAAAAUCAGUUCUGGUAAGUCAGAACCUCCUUUGAGCAAUGAGAAAAUAUCUGCAGAGGCUGUUGGCGUUGAUAUCAGUGGCAGGUUUAUGACUUCAGGAAAGAAGAAAGCUGUGGUGAUUCGUCACUUGUAUAAUGAAGAUAAUGUUGACAUUUCUGAGGAUACAUUAAGUCCAAUAACAGAUGUUAAUGAAGCAGUUGAUGUGUCUGACUUAAAUGCUACUGAAAUAAAGAUGCCUGAAGUAAAGGUUCCUGAAAUCAAGGCUGAGCAACAGGAUGUGAAUGUUAAUCCUGAGAUUACUGCACUACAAACUAUGCUUGCUGAAUGCCAAGAAAAUCUUAAGAAACUGACUUCGAUAGAGAAAAGGUUAGACUGUUUGGAACAAAAAAUGAAAGGAAAAGUGAUGGUAGAUGAAAACACCUGGACUAAUCUUCUUAGUCGUGUCACUCUUCUUGAAACAGAAAUGCUUUUGUCUAAAAAGAAUGAUGAAUUUAUAGAGUUUAAUGAAGUUAGUGAAGACUACGCUUCUUGUAGCGACAUGGACCUUCUGAAUCCUCACAGAAAAAGCGAAGUAGAGAGGCCAGCAAGUAUUCCUCUGUCCUCUGGCUAUAGUACAGCAUCAUCAGAUUCAACUCCCAGAGCCUCUACCAUUAAUUACUGUGGUUUGAAUGAGAUUUCAGAGAAUUUUCCUGCAUGGAGUGCUACAUCCUCUUGUUCCAGUCUCAGCUGGCUGCUCCGGGGGCAUACUUCAUACCUUUCAUCACAGAGCUUUGCUUGGCCUCUCUCCUGCAUGUAAUCUCUGUUUCUUGGAUCCUGUGCUUAACUUUUCCUGCUGUACUCUGAUGUUUCAGUGAAGCUCAUCCAUGAAGUCCAGAAUUCUGCCUGGAAACCAGCUUCCUCCUCAGCUCCAGCUCUUUUAAUGGGUAUAUCAAAACUGAUGACUUUUUCCUUCCUGCUACAUGGGUAACACUUAGUUGUUUGUCUAAUUUCUAUUUUCCAGAAAUUUCUCAAAAUGUCUGCUUAUAGCCCCUCACUCAUAUUUUUCAUGUGGGUUUAUAGCUUUCAUAUUUCUUUAUUAUUGUAAAUGGGGGCUGUGGAAGGUGAGAAAACACAUGCUUUCUUAAAACAGAAGCUCUCUCCUUCAUUAACUUAAAUAUUUUUAUUGGCUCUAGAAAAUGCAUAAGGUUAGUACAAGAUCAGUAGAGAGAAAGUCAAAGAUUACAGAAGUGCUGAAGCAGACCAUUCUUCCUUUCUUCCCAAUGUCUAUUAAGAUCACACAUAGGUAAACUGUUACAAAUCCAGAAUGGUGAAAGAGUCCAACAAUGGCUGAGGGAAGUAGAGGUUAAGAUAUAGCUCAACAGUGAAAGUAGCAGGGAAAGAGCUGGGCAAGGCAAAGACCAUCUUUUGUACCGUUGGUACAGUAGGCUAAAGGUACGGUGUUCCAUAUUAACUACAACAAUAUGAAGAAAAAUAAAUUAAGUCCCUUAUACCUAAGACCUCUGUUUCUCUGUUGAUUACAUACGCAGUGGCAAUGGAAAGAAGGGAAAAUAAUAGGGAUAGCAUUUGCUCAUUCUCUGACCAUGCAACACUGGCAGCAUUCUAGACUUAUUCUAUUAAUUGCAUCAACCACAUCUUAUAAAACACAUUUCCAUAGGCCACAUGUAAUAGGCCUUGGCUUUAUUCGUUGCAUUUAUUGGCUCCUUAAAUUGACAACAUAUAAUUGUUUUCAUAUAAUUUUCAUCAAAUAAAAUUCACUUUAAUUUGUAUGAACAUAUUUAAAGUGGAAAGUAUCUUCCCAAAUGGUCCAUAUCUUAAAGUGGCAGAUAUUUUAUGGGCUUCACAUCUGAACUGCCAGAGAUCUCAGGCAUAGCAUGCAUUAAUCACAACCACUUACUGACCUGGUUCAGAUACUUACUCAGUACAUGGGGCUAGACUCAGAGUGUGCCUUAGGCUAAAGAAAAAAUUAUUCAAGUUGAGCAUAUCCAUAAACUCUGGCUCAAACAGUGUAUUUUGGGGGUAAUAAACACAAGUUUGUUCCUAGUUGGAGGGGUAUGAUGCUUAGGUUUGAACCUGUUAACCUUCCUGGGUUUGAGGGCUAGAAAACGUGGAGACAUUCCUUUCUAACUAACACAUUUUCUAAUAGAAACAAUCCACCAGGAUGUUGAGCCCACAUUUUAAGAGUUCUUCGGAAUUUACUGAAAAUGGAAAACUGAUUACAUUGGGCACAUAGGACAUUUAUAUUUAUAGAAACAUUUUAGAUAAGACAAGAAUUUUAAAAGCCAGAAAUCACUUUCAGUGGGCAUUUUCAGAAAAAUGUUGUCAACUUUUUGUAAUUUUUAAUAGGCAUAAAAAAGAUUGUUAUAUUGAUAUUGACAGAAAUUAGGUGGUUAAUUAGAGAGCGUAAAAGGAUGAAUUGCUCUAACAUUGGUUUAGAAUUUUUCUUUAUAUGAUUCAAUUUUGUGGUCUGGCAAAGGCCCAAUAGUCGUUUAUCUAGUAUGCAUACCUUUCCACAGCUGGAUUUUCAAAUAUGAUGAUAAAGUUCAUAUGACAGACCUAUUCUGAAAAUAAAUAUGUCAGCAGG